AUCAUUCAGAUUUUCUUAUUCAAAUCGUGCGCGUCAAGACUCAAAGAGCGGUUAAGUUUAAGACCGUAUUUAAAUAACUAACGGAAACGAGUUUCAAAUUUAAGUCCAAGUUUUAUAGAACCACUGAAAUCGAUAAGAAAAUACUUCAUUAAACCGAAAAGUGAAUAAAACUUGCACCGAAAUGGCGCUUUCCAAGGUCGAUGCCAACAACUCUGAAUUGGAUCAGGAGCGUUACUUACGUGAUGCUACACAUCAUUUUCGUGGCAUAGAAAAACCUCUCAAAUAUGGUCCAACCAUUGAUAAUCUAACGGAUCUGAUUUCGGCCCUUCACAAGGAAUUCGAAACGAGCUAUGUAAAUAUAGAGAUGGUUAAUCACAUAAUGUUGACAUAUAAGUCGAAUCCGCGCGAAUGGAAGCGUUUCGCUAAGUUUGAUCGUUAUAAAUACACACGCAAUUUGGUUGACGCCGGUAACGGCAAAUUCAAUUUGAUGAUCCUAUGCUGGGGUGAAGGCCAAGGCUCAGCCAUACACGAUCAUGCCGAUUCACAUUGUUUUAUGAAAAUGCUUAAGGGUGAUCUACAGGAGACAAGGUAUGAAAUGCCAUGUACCAAGGCUAUAGAUAUGCCCAGUGUAGAUAUUGGUCAAACUAAUGAUGACGAUGAUAAUGAUGAAGAAUUCAAUAGCGAAGAAUUGAAGACGAUAGGCUCUUCAUCGAUUAGUUUGAAUGAUGUUGCCUAUAUAAAUGAUAAUCUUGGCUUGCACCGAGUGGAAAAUCCUAGUCACAUCGAGACGGCGGUGUCGCUUCAUUUGUAUUGUCCCCCCUUUGAGGAGUGCUCUGUCUUCCAUAAGAACUCUGGCAAGCGUAUAAAGUGUCCUGUGACCUUUUGGAGUAAAUAUGGAGUGCGUCAGCAUCAGUCCAAAUAAUAGAAUUUCACCGUAUGAGAUUUUUUCCUUUUGCAUAUCAGAAACGCUUUGAAAGAUCAGAUGAUAUGAUCCUGUAUAACAACAACAAACCUACUAGAAUAUUUUAAUGUAUGCCUUAUUUUGAAUUUUCUUAUAAAUUUUUGUAUACAUACAUACAUAUGUAUGUACGUAACAGAGUUUUGUAAACUAUUUGUACAGCGAACGGGUUUAAAGCAAAAAUGUAUCAUUCCAAACGGC
Molecule: messenger RNA, 1159 nt
Organism: Rhagoletis pomonella (apple maggot)
Lineage: Eukaryota; Metazoa; Arthropoda; Insecta; Diptera; Tephritidae
Product: cysteine dioxygenase type 1-like
Exons: 3
Coding region: 182-922 (246 amino acids)
Biological process (GO): L-cysteine catabolic process
Molecular function (GO): cysteine dioxygenase activity; ferrous iron binding
Source: RefSeq, a predicted model, not a curated record